Messenger RNA from Xiphophorus couchianus (Monterrey platyfish), 3136 nucleotides. RefSeq names its product docking protein 2 (gene dok2). Gene Ontology annotation, cellular component: cytoplasm. Gene Ontology annotation, biological process: Ras protein signal transduction; positive regulation of MAPK cascade; cell surface receptor protein tyrosine kinase signaling pathway. The record is from RefSeq and is a predicted model, not a curated record. NCBI's taxonomy places the organism in Eukaryota, Metazoa, Chordata, Actinopteri, Cyprinodontiformes, Poeciliidae. The coding region runs from base 893 to 2770 and encodes 625 amino acids. The transcript is spliced from 8 exons.
UACUGGGUCAGAAUAUCUCAGAUUAACAGAGAUUAAUCAGUUUUGCUGCUCUGCUUCCUGACUUAGUUCUGUCCCGGUUCUUAAAUGCUUGGAGUCGGUUUUCUCUGCAGGACUUAAUCCAGAAAGUUUAUGUUCUCCUGCAGCAUAUCAGCCUGUAGAUUCUCAGAAAAAGGAAGUGUCAACCCGCUGAUCUCGUUGAUUGGUGUGUCACAGCUGAAGCUCCACCUGCUGACAAACCACAGAGUCGAACUUCCUGUUAAACCGUCUGCAGCUUCCACUCUGACACUUCUCUGCUUUAUUUCCCCUCUAUGUGCAUCUAAUGCUCCCAGUUACACAUUUCAAGGCUGGUUUCUGAAACAUGAGCAGGCAAAAGACAUUUCAGUCUCAGUUCAGUUGCUGCUCUUCCUCCUCUGUUCUCAACGCAACCACCAGGGGGCACUUCGUUAGCUUCAGUUUCAGCUGCUGCAGCUGCUGAACAGUCCAAGUUCUGAUGAGAACAGUCAGAUCUGGGGAGUCCGCUGGAGAUGAAGUGAUAAGAUAGAAACAGCAGGAGAAAGAAGAAGAAGAAGUAGGAGGUCCAACCAGAGGAGCGGCGACUUCUGCAUCAGCCGUUGCAACAGAGACAGACAGCAGGAAGCACACAUGACACCGUGAACGUCACUCUGCUUCAGCAGCGAGACCCAUUGGACCGGAGCCACCAGAGACCGGUCAGAACCGAAACACGGGUCCAACAGAACCAGAGCAGAACCAGAAGAGCUGCAGGAGGAGGAAAGCAGAAGUUUAAAGAGGUAAAAGGAGAAGACAGUGGAGACAGACGAAAUCCGGACCUCUGACCAGAACCAGGGAGGCGGCGCAGAAACCCUGAGGACGGUGGAGCAGCGGGUGGAGCGCGAUGGAGGAGGACAUCAGGAAGCAGGGGAUGCUCUUCCUCCAGCAGCAGCGAUUCGGGAAGAAGUGGAAGCGGGUGUGGUGCGUCCUGUACCGGGAGAGCUCCUGCUCCAUCUCCAGGAUGGAGUUCUUUGAGUGUAAAGACGGAGGCAACGUGGAGAAGAACGACAAGACUCUGCGCAAGCAGCAGGAGAGCAAGAAGGUGAUCCGGCUGGCGGACUGCAUACGGGUCUCGGAGGUGGAGGUGGACGGCGGGCCGCGCGACACCGGGGCCUUCCUGGUGGAAACCACGGAGAAGAUCUUCGUGUUCGCCGCGGAUCGGAACCAGCUGGACGACUGGACCCAUCGGCUGUGUGAGGUCGCCUUCCCUAUGAGCUGGACGGAGGGCGGAGCCAAGAGAGGCAGCCUGCAGAGAGGAAACCGGGUGGAGGAAGAGGAGGGCAUGGAGGACAACUCCCUGUACAGCGGCCGAGAGAAAGUGCGGGACUUCAAAGUAUCUGUCCGGAGGACGGAUGCGUCGGAUCGGUGCCGGCUGAAGGGGGACGGUGUCCUGAGAGCAGACAUGGACGCACUGCACCUGAUGGACAAGACGGGGGACAUCCUGUACACCUGGCCGUACAGGUACCUGCGGCGCUUCGGACGGGACAAGUCCACCUUCUCCUUCGAGGCGGGUCGCAGGUGUGACUCCGGCGAGGGAAGCUUCGAGUUCGACACCAAGCAGGGAAACCUGCUGUUCCAGGCCGUCGAGGCCGCCAUCAACCUGCAGAAGAUCUCCCUCCCCCACAGACAGACCUCCGGAGGGGGCCCGAUGCCUCCAGAACCCGGCCCCAACCACCACAACCUCACCCUGCCAGCCCCGCCCGCUAACCCCGCGCUGGGCCACAGCCGGACGCCGCCGCCACAGAAGCAGCCCCGCGUCCAGGUCCAACAGGGUGAUGAAGGUGUGUACAGCAUGGUGACGGAGCCUCAACACCUGCAGAAGAUCCAUAACAAAGAUGCUGAGAGCUCCAACUCUUCACAGCAGCAGCAGCGCCCUCAGCUGGCCUGUCUGGAGCCUCCGGUGGAUAAAAUGCUGACCGGCGUGAAGAGUUUGACCCUGGACACCCGCGGCCUCCCCGUCCCCAGGAAGAGCCAGGUGAAGAUGAUCUCCAGCUGCCCGUUGCCCAACGCCAGCCCCGAAUCGGGCGGCAGCCAGCUGUCUGGCCCCGCCUCCAGCGCCCGACUCAGUCCCAAACUCGGCUCCAACCCCAACCUGGAGCAGACCUACUCCCAGAUCAGCAUGGCGGAUGUCGCUGGGCGCGCCACCAAGAAGAACAAGAAGGGCAGUGGCGCUGUGGUGACGGGCAGGGAUCCGGACUACUCGCUGCCCUUCGACACCCUCUCCUCCAACAUCAUGUCAAACAUCCUGGCGGCGGAUCAGGGCGGUCCGGGUGCAGACCCGCUCUACGACAGCAUCGACGAGCUGAAGGUCCGGAACAUCUUCCGGAGUGAAGCCAGGACCACAGACGGCACGUACGGGAAGGUGGACCACAUCUACGACGAGCCCGAAGGUUGCGCGGCGCCCACAGGGCCGCCGGCAGCGCCUCACCCCUCGGUCUACGACGACCCAGAGGAGAUGAGAGGAGACGCCUGGAGGAUCAUGGGUACCUCUGUUGACCCCAAAGGCCACGAGUAUCCCUACAACCCCCGCGUGGACGACUACGCCGUGCCCAGGAGGCCCAAGAGGGCAUUUGCUUCCCAGAAGAGCAUCGCUAGUGAAGAAGAGGAGGAGCAGAAACAGGAGGAGGAGCUGCAGGAGGAGGAGGUGGAGGGCAACAAAGAGCAGGAGCUGGAGGAGAAACGGUUUUCACCGUACGACAACCUGGUCGUUAAAAUGGCCUAAAGGAGACAGAGCAGCUGUUUCAUCCACCUAUCGUCUGGCUGGAUGGAGGAACUCAAGUAACUUAGCACGCUUUAUUAAGCAGCUUCUAAGUUGAAGGACCCAUAGCUACCUGUAGCUCCAUGGACCCGUAGCUACAAAAAUCUGUAGCUGCCUGUAGCGCAGCAGACUGCAAACCAUCUGAAAAACUGUAGCUUGAGGUAAAGAUGAAGCUGCUGUUGUUGUGUGACUGCUAACCUCUGCAGCUAACCAGCUAUGCUAAAGUAAAUAUUUCCUGUGUUUGUCUAAUUUUGAUCCGUUUCAUUGAUGUCUUCAUGCUGUAGUUGGUGUUUUGAUGUCAUUAAACAGAACCGAUGAAGCUUCAAGUCA